CAGAACGGAUGAAUUAUUUUUAAUUAUAAACGCGGCCACAUAAAUAGUUGGAAAAGAAAAUGCAUUUGUGCAAGCGAAAAGCAAAGCGAAAAUAUGGCCUGUAAAUUAUAUCAUAAUUGUGAAAGUGUUGACCACGCGUCCGUGGCAAAGGCAAUGUGAAAAAGGAGUUCAAGUGGGAGUAAAAAUCAAUCGAAAGCAAGAAAAAUUGCAUUUCGCUGCCAGCUAGCCCCCGAAUCCGGAAAAUAAAGUGGAGUUGUAGUAGUGGAACACAAAUAUUAAUAGUGGGGUGCAUGUGUAAAGAAAGAAAAAAAGAAGCAGCAGCUGCAGAAAUAGCAAAAGGAGACAGCGACCGACGACCGCCGAGCGUAAUAAAGCGUUGAAAAAAUGAGUUCAAGUUGUGAAAGAAUAGAAUGGGUAGAAAUUAUCGAGCCACGGACCAAGGAGCAUAUGUACGCCAAUCUAACAACUGGCGAGUGUGUCUGGGAUCCACCCGAGGAUGUGCCAAUUAAGCGCACCGACUCAUCGCAAUGGUGGGAAUUGUUUGAUACGAAUACGCAGCGCUUCUAUUACUAUAAUGCGGCCACGCAGAAGACCGUUUGGCAUCGGCCGAGCAAGUGUGACAUCAUUCCGCUGGCCAAGCUGCAGACGCUCAAACAGAACACUGAUCCCAGCGAGCGACGGGAGCAGCAGACAACGCCGCAGAAGCAACCGCCGCAGCAUCAGCAGCAGCAACAGCAGCCAUCGCCCAUGUCGGCUGCGAAUAAGAAGGGGCGUGGCGGACAGCGUGGCAAUGGCGUUGUCGCCAGCUCCGAGGAGAAACUGGGCAGCAGCCCAGCGACGGCGACCAACUCUGAAAUGAUCUCUAGUCCACGGGGCCGUCAAAGUUUUCGCGUCGGCACCGGUGACUCAUCCCGUUCGAUGGACAUGCAACAGUCGCCGCAGCAGCAGCAGCAGCCGCAUCAACCGGCCUACGCCUCCCGACGGUCGCAAGACUCUUGCAAUCACUACAAGGAAUCGGGCAAGUCAAGCGAUUCGAGUCUGUCCAGUGCGCAUGGCUAUCGUCGCUUCAAUGAUGCCUCCAAUGGUGGUGCACCCCCCGUUGCCAGUGAUGCAUUGCGACUGGGCUCAUUGCAGAAACAGCAACGCAGUGGCAAGGAUAAUGGCGCCUUUGAAAUGUUGCAAGAGAGCACCAGUUCACAUAAUUUACCGCAUGGCUCGUCCUCGUCCUCAUCGUAUGUUGGUGGUAGUGUUGCCGUCGUUGAUAGCAACAAGUACUUUGAUCAUCAGCUACUGCCCAGCCACAUGCAGGGCUAUUGCUCCUCCAAGUCAUCCGAUAUUGCCUCACCCACACAUUCGAUACAUACGCCACAGGCGCAGAAGAAGAAGAUAUCACCAGAUGCCGAUCGUCAGUACAACUACGCACAACAACACCAACAACAACAACAGCAGCAGCAGCAGCAACAACAACGCAGCGCACAACGUGGUGGAGGAGGAGGAGGAGGAGGAGGCGUGCCCAGCGUGAUUCCCUCUUCCGGCAAAUCCUUUGCAGCAGCUAUGGGCGAUCGCGAAUACAAGGUGUCGCUGGCGCGUUCCGGCAGCUUUCUGUCCUCCCUUAAUCCGACCGCCGCUGGACAUCACAGCAAAUCCUAUCGCAAGAGCAGCGCUGAGGCAAACGGCAGUGGUGGCAUCGGCGCCGGCGGAGGCGGCGGUGGUGGUGGUGGUGGUGGUGGUGGUUAUGGUGGUGCCGCCAGCGAUGAUUCAAUGCACGAGAAAUACUUCAAGUCUGUGGAGAAUACACCGCUCUGCCGACGCCGUCACACGACCAAUGCGAAGGGCCAUGGCGGUGGUGCGGCCAGUGGCAGCAAUACGGCGACCAGCACCGCUGGCAGCAACAGCAGCGGCCACAAGAAGCACUCGAGCGACUCCAGUCCCCAGAGUCCCAUCAGUCCGCAGACGAAGAGUUCGCGUCAGGCAAAAACCAGCUCCACAAAUCCGCCGCCGCAAUUGCAACUGCAGCAGCAGCAUUCGCCUCGCAUACAGGAGCCCAGUAGCUGUGGCCCCCUAGAUCUGCUCAGUUUGGAGCGCAUGUCGCUGGGGAAAACGGCGCCGAUUUCACCGAGCGCUGGCUCCGAUAAUCUCGGCAUGCUGACGCACUCAUCGAGGGGCUCCAAUGACUCGGCGGCCAGGCGACAGAAAUCGAAUAACUCCACAGCUAAUCGAUCGCAAACGCAUCAUUUUCCCGGCCAGGGUUCGUUGAGGCACAGCGCCAGCUCCAGCCUGGAUAAGCGACAGGGCUAUCAUCCCCUACAGAACGCCGGUGAGAAGCGUGACUCGCGUCGCUCCAAGUCGCACCAGCAGCAUCAUCAGCAUCUGCAGGCGGACAACAGCGAUGUGGAGUACGACAAUGGCAACAUUUCGCCGCUGUAUAGCAACUGUGGCCAGGAGAUGCCACAUCUGCUGCCACUUAAGCACUACAUCAUCGAGCAGGCGAAGCUUUUUGGUCGCUACGAUUAUGGUGCCGAUGGCGAUGGUGCCGGUGACUCGGAUUCGUAUCACUCGGAUAGUCAGUCGGAGCAUUCGCUGUCGGGCCAUGAGCCGGACAAUGAGGAUUCGGAUGGUGGCUCAGAUACGCAUGGCGGCUACUUGGAGCACAAUUAUGGCAUGAUCGAUGACUAUGCCAAUAUGGGCGACAGCGUCUCCUACUAUGCCUAUCAGUAUCCGCCCUACGAUCCAGCUGGACGCGAAGAUAUCUCCGACAACGUUGAGGCCGUGCUGGAGGGCAUUGGCGGCAAUACGGAGACAGUUGCGGCGCCCAAGCCGAAGCCCCGCUAUCAGAUCUCGUACUAUGACACCGUCUCGCACAGUCCCUCCUCGUCGUCGGGUCAGGGCCAUCAUCCGUACAACCAUCAGCACAACCAGCAGCUCUACUCGAAUACGCCAUCGUAUCCGUUUGGCGGUCAUGCACAUGGGUUGGGCCAGCCACCGCCGCCGCCACAUCAGCAACAGCAACAGCAGCAGCAGUUGCUGCACUUGGAUGCCAGCGAUGCGUCGAGCGCCAAACAGAAGCAAUCACAGACAUUGCCCUCGCCCAAUCGUCAAAUCUCGCGCCUAGCCGCCGGUCAGCUAACCAAAGAUGAGCCCAAUCAUGGCCAGCAGCAGCAACACUCGCAGCAACAAUCGCAGCAGCAAUCGCAACAGCUACAACAACACUUGGCCACUGCGAAUACAGCACAGUCGUCGGCGGGCGGCAGCAGUUUAAGCCGUGGCGUCAAUCAUAAGUUGGCGCCACCGUCGCUAAAGCCCACCAUACAGCAGAUUUUUCCGCCCAGCGAACGUGCGCCCGGCGCCACAACGUUGGCCUGCAUGAAGGAAUGUGAUAUUGAGAAGUUUGCCGCCGACAAUCUGAAUCUGCACUCCAAGGGCAUCUUUCGCAAAAAGGCGUCCGUGCGCGACAUGCUCAGCUGGACGGCGGAGGCCAUCAGUCGGCCCAUGUUGGCCCUCUCACGCGACAAAGCCGACAAGAAGACGGCCAUUGAGCUGUUCAAGCUGGUGCAAAUCUACAUGGGAGAUCGCAAGGCGCGCCUCGGCAUGAGCCUCAACUCGGUGGCCAUUGACAUCAUUACCGCCUCCCUGCCACAGCAGCAAUUACGCGAUGAGCUUUAUGUGCAACUGUGUCGCCAGACCACGGAGAAUCCCAAGCGCGAGUCACUCAUACGCGGCUGGGAGCUGAUGGCCAUCUGUUUAUCCUUUGUGCCGCCCUCGCCCACAUUUCAGCCCACGCUGCUCAACUACGUGAAUCGUCAUCGUGAUCCCUCGUUUGCCACUGGCUAUCUGGAGGUCUGCAAAUGGCCCAUACACGUUCAGAUCUCGCAUUAUGCGACUGUUUGCUGUCGUCGUCUGGAUCGCAUUGGCAGCAGCGGCCGUCGCUUGGCCAAGAAGCCCACCGAGGACGAAGUGGAACAGGCGCGGCAACAAAUCCUCCGGAACAGCAUGUUUGGCAAUACACUCUCCGAGAUAAUGGAGCUGCAAAAGGAUAAAUAUCCAGGGCGCAAAUUACCAUGGAUACAAACAACGCUCGCCGAGCAUGUGUUGCUGCUCAAUGGCAAACAAACGGAGGGCAUUUUUCGUGUAUCCGCCGAUGUGGAUGAGGUCAAUUGCAUGAAGAAUCGCUUGGAUCGGUGGGAUGUUCCUGAUUAUAAGAACACUAUGAUUGAUGCACAUGCGCCCGCUAGUCUAUUUAAGCUGUGGUAUCGCGAACUGUACGAUCCGCUUAUACCGGAUGAUUAUUAUGAGGAUUGCGUGAAUACCGAGGAUCCCGAUAAAGCCAAAGAAAUAGUUAAUAAGUUGCCACAAAUCAAUCAAUUGGUCCUAACGUAUUUAAUACACUUUUUGCAACAAUUCUCCGUACCGGAGGUGGUUACCUGCACCAAAAUGGAUUCAUCGAAUCUGGCCAUGGUAUUUGCGCCAAACUGCUUGCGCUGCACUUCGGAUGAUCCCAAGGUGAUACUGGAGAAUGCGCGCAAGGAGAUGUCCUUUAUACACGUCUUAAUAAAGCACAUGGACACCACACAUGUGACCAAUCUGGUCUAGAGAGCUUUGAUAGCUACACCGCUUAGGUCUAAAACAAACUAACCAAUACCAAUGAGCAUACCUAUAUAUAUAUAUAUAUAUAUAUAUAU
Molecule: messenger RNA, 4679 nt
Organism: Drosophila grimshawi
Lineage: Eukaryota; Metazoa; Arthropoda; Insecta; Diptera; Drosophilidae
Gene: RhoGAP93B
Exons: 14
Coding region: 385-4590 (1401 amino acids)
Biological process (GO): signal transduction
Cellular component (GO): cytoplasm; cytoskeleton
Molecular function (GO): protein binding; GTPase activator activity
Source: RefSeq, a predicted model, not a curated record